UCUGUGCGCAAUUUGUAAAUUGGCGCUUAUAACGUUCAAUCCGAUUUUUUUUAGUUUAUUUGUAGAGGAAAUUUUCUAAUUUGAUAAUUUAAUAACUACUAUCCUACUAUAGUUUCGCGAAAACUGCGAAUGUUGUUGAUAAAAGCAAAACCUCAUUUCAGUGAAUAUAAGUACGUGCUCUAACCUCAACGUGCCGCCGGUUCGGUACGCGCAUUUGCAAUUUCGCAGGUUUGUCGCGGAUUCCGGAUUUCAUUAGUUGCCAUGUCCAUUUUAGUAGAAUGCAAAAAAUUGUGCUUACGGCGAUGUAUGGCUGCUCUCGUAUAUAGCAUAGCUAUGCAAUACAUGCUGCUUGGAAUAUUCCUCUUCUUCAUCAACUUUCAAGUUCUGCAUCCUUUGAAGUGGGUAGGAGACACUGUGGGUUUAUUUUUUUCAUUUUACACCUGGUUCAGCAUUUUGCCCCUGAUUGGAGCAGUUAUUUUAUACUGUAUAUUACUGGGUAAAUCAUUUCUGGUAGUCAAGCGUUAUUAUGCCACACGGUUUCAAUGGUUAGUAUAUUCUGCUCCGCGCAAAGCAUUGUUCCUCGUAUUGCAUCUACUGGUGGGUUAUUUGACAGCAUGGCUAUAUGCUAAUUUUUGGCACGUCGAUUACAGAAAUUUUGUUUGCGACUGCUACGGCACAAAGUGUAUCAACGGACGUUAUUUGUUCCUCGUUUGUGUUGGAAUCUUUGCAGCAUGCCUGCAUUUCGCCAAAGAGAAUUUGCGUAAAGAUCCAGAAUUAGAAUUUCCUAUCGUUCAAGAAUUAUUGUGGGUUCGAAUUCGUUCCUUAGUCUAUCGAACGCUGUAUCAUUCUAUGUUGCGAUCAUUUACACCUACAAUUUCUUUUGGACUCGUUUAUUGGCUAAUUGGCGGAAUAAUUACCAGUUACUUUGCUGAUGCGUUUGGUGUAGAUGUUGAUGAGAGUAUGCAGUCUUUCUUCGCUAUUGCGGUAAACCUGCGCCUGUUGUUUUACGGCUGGAUUUUGGCUGCACAAAUCCUAAGCAACAUGCAUCUCAUGCAACACUUUUUCGCUAUACAACUUUCGGAAGAGGUCACUUUUGUUAUUGAACGGAAGCCUGUAUUGUGCGGUGUUGGCAUUGAAGAAAUAACAUUGGUCGAUGCAAUCAAUUCACCGUUAGUACCAGUGGUGCAAAAUUUGGGCGCACGAGAUUUAUAUAGAAUAUCCAGCAAUAAAGCGGAAUCGAGACGUAAAGAAAUCUAUGCGCUGUCAGUGCCCGGCGCCCACCCAUACAACUGGAACCAAUUGUCUGCGCAAUGCUUAAGUCUUAUUAACGCAUUUACGGAGGAGUUAGCAGCAUCACUUAAAAAGAUAUCUGCCGUUAAAACUACACCACUUUUUGCCACCGUUAAGCCAACAACUGCAACUGACGCUGCUGAGAAAAUACUGCUGCGUCAGUAUAAUGAAACCUUUGGUAUCAGACGCAUGAUGGCCGAACCUUGUCAAGAAAAUAUUGAAACAACUAUGAAGAUGUCACCUGCCUGCAAACGUAUACACGAUAAGGUGGAGAAAAUGAAGAAACAAUUAGAACAAACUUUGCGCGCCGCUUUCCGAACAAUACCCGGUCUGUUUUAUAUGUUUGGCGAAACAGAAGGAGCUCGAACCACAUUUUUACUCUCCAACUCGGAUACGAUUUUGUGGACAGUGCAAGGUUUGGCCGGCAUAUGUGCUGCCUCACUGACCGAAGACAAAUAUGGUGUGGUGCAAGUUACCCUACCACAAGUUAUCAAAUCGUUGCUUGGGCUGAAAACUGAACUAGACAAAUUGAAUAACGUAAAUUUAAAUGGUAAGAAGUUGGAUCGAAACUUUGUCGUACUUAAAAAUGGUGUAAAACGUAGUUUGUACAAUAUAUGCACAGUUUUUCGCGACUAUUUGCGCGAACUAGUCGACAGUGCUGAAGAUCUACGGAAGUUACAGUGCUAUGUGCAUUAUAUGGAGACAUAA
Rhagoletis zephyria (snowberry fruit fly) is the source of this 1998-nucleotide messenger RNA. RefSeq names its product Nuclear division cycle 1 (gene Ndc1). The record is from RefSeq and is a predicted model, not a curated record. NCBI's taxonomy places the organism in Eukaryota, Metazoa, Arthropoda, Insecta, Diptera, Tephritidae. Gene Ontology annotation, molecular function: protein-macromolecule adaptor activity. Gene Ontology annotation, biological process: nuclear pore organization. Gene Ontology annotation, cellular component: nuclear pore transmembrane ring.